This is a messenger RNA of Caenorhabditis sp. 36 PRJEB53466, 1337 nucleotides long. The record is from the annotation of a GenBank genome assembly. Lineage: Eukaryota; Metazoa; Nematoda; Chromadorea; Rhabditida; Rhabditidae.
AUGGAACACAAGCCGUUCUGGCUGUCAGCUGAAAUAAACAGUAUCGAAUGGCAAGAAGGAUGUCUGACGACUGUCCUCUGUUCUCAUCCCAGAUUUCAGGUAAGUAUCCUCAUAAUGGCUCCACUCAAAACCCCAUUUCAGCUGCUGAAAGAUCUUCUUCCCAUCUCUGAGAGGGUCUCGAUCAGUUGGCCAGUUACCGAGCAGUUUCUCGAGCACACAGUUGCUCCGUUCAUCACCUACUGGCCUGUCGGACGCAUAGAAGACGUUUCCCUGUCGGCGUCCGUCGUCGGAGUCGACACAACUUACGGUUUCCCGAGGACUUGCGACCAGACGCCGGCCGUUCGCAUCUUCCCAGAAGACAUCUACGAAUUGGCUCCGGACACGGCGGACAACAGAACGAUUCAUCUGAAAGCGAAAUGCUUCGAAGCGAUGAUCACAGUGACGAAGCAUCAGGAUCGGUGUCCCUGGUGUCCGGAUCCGAAGGACAUUCUCAUUUCGAAUGAGAUCCCUCAGCAGGUAACAGUUCCUUUAGAUAAUCUCUCAUGCGAGCCCGUUUCCUUUCAGAUGAACGUCCAGCAGUCUGCUCUCGAGUCGGGAAUCCAUUCGUUCGUCGGCAUGUUCUACAAGUCCUCCACGUCCGAAUCGCUCCAAGUCGGCAUUCUCCUUCUCGCCGCCCUCGCAUUCUUUGCCUCUCUCGCCUUCUCCAUCAUGCUCGUGAUUUUCUUGAAAGCAAAAAAGUGAGAAGAGUCUUCGAAAUGUUCGUAACAACGUUCAUUUUGCAGAUCGCCGAAAAGGAGUGUGAGUGUGAAUGUGCAGCCACGUCUCAUCCCGUGUAACAGCCGUUGCGAAGAUUAUGACACCAGGUAUGGGAAGGGGGAACACCUGCCAGAAGGAAUCUUAUCUUUCUGGCUGAACGAACUAAUUGGAACGGAAGACAGAUGUUGACUUAGGUGUGCUCCCCAGACAAGGCUAAUCUCGUAGUGCCCUGCCAAUUAGAGGAGACGUCAAUCAAACGACGAACAAUAGUUAUUUUGUUGCCGUUGCCCUCGUUUCGCAACCAGUUGAAUUUCGAAUUUGAUCCAAUGUUUGUCAUCACCAAGAGAUAAGAUUACCCAUUGACCUCGGGCACUUGUCCGUUCACAAAAACAUCUGUCCGUUGUGCUAUCCGUCUCAUCAGAGUCCCUUCCAGAUACGACAUGCCGUGGGACCAGCAGCACCGUCCGCUCACCUACUGGAUGUCCAAAUCUACAGUCACCUCGCCAACUUCUCUCCGUUGCUCGGACGGCUAUCAAACCUACCGUAUCCCUCCGCCGCCCAACUUUUCUCCACCUGUCUAA